AUGGGAAACUUCAGCUUGAUGCUCGCUUUACUCUGCAACCUCAGUUGGGUCGCUCUGUCAUCUUCCCUGUUUCAAACUGUGACGGUUCGACCCGAUGAAGAAGUCACUCUGCGAUGCGUCAACCUUAGCCGAAUUGCCGGUCACAUUUUCUGGUUCAAGCUGGCCGACGGACCCGACGUGAGCCGGAUCUCGUCUAUGUCCACCUCCGAAGCCGUUCCUUCAUUGCACGGUGAAUUUCAACGGGGCAAAUUUACCAUGAGAUCCAACGUCACAAACAUAUUUCUAGACAUCAAACAGGUGGAGGUGACCGACUCCGGAUUGUAUUUCUGUGGGUUUUAUGCUAAGGAUUUCCCUGGAGUCUUCGCCGCAACAUAUUUACAUGUCGAAGUCAGUCUUUUACAUCAGAUUGAAGAACCAGGCAACCUGCUGAAUUGGAUCCUGGGUGGUGUAGUCAUUUUUCUUGCUAUGAUCAUCAUCAGUUUGGUUGUCAAAAUCAGGACUUUGCGUACAGGUCGUGUCCGUUUGACGCUCUGUCGGUUUCACUCAGUGACGGUUCAGGCUGGAGGACACGUCACCCUGUCGUGCGCCAACCUCAGCAAUCUUCCCUCUCACGUCUCGUGGUCCAAACUGGGCGACGGCGGCAACAUCGGCUACAUCUCGACUAUGACCAGCUCUGAAUCCAGAGCUGUGCUGUGUGAUGAAGGUCAAGGUGACAAAUACAACAUGACGUCGAACGGGACAGACAUCUUCCUGGACGUCCAGGAAGUGAAUUUAUUAGAUGCUGGAGUUUAUAUCUGCGGCCAAUCCACCGACGAGUUUAAAGGAAUCUUCGGCGUAACUUAUUUACAAGUUGAAGGCGACUCAAACCAGGUGUCACUCCAUCUGUUGACGGUGAUCCUGGGAAGUGUUGUUGUUUUUCUUCUAGUGGUCAUCUUUGGUUUAAUUCUCAAAGUCACGACCUCUCACACCGGUCAAGCUAGCAGACAGAGUCAACAACAAAGAGAGAACUUGAACUCGGAGGCUGUAAGCUAUUCAGCGCUGAAUUUCAGAUCCAAAGCAAAAGGCGACAGGCGGCCCGCUGCAGAGAGAGAGACGGAUGCAAAUGUGAUUUAUUCUGCCACCAGAUAAACUCUCUAACCAGGAAUGAUGUAGUUUUAUCAUUUUAUCUUCUA
Molecule: messenger RNA, 1172 nt
Organism: Xiphophorus couchianus (Monterrey platyfish)
Lineage: Eukaryota; Metazoa; Chordata; Actinopteri; Cyprinodontiformes; Poeciliidae
Exons: 7
Coding region: 1-1128 (375 amino acids)
Biological process (GO): response to bacterium
Source: RefSeq, a predicted model, not a curated record